AUGUUUUUACAUGCUCUCUGCUUGGGUGAAGUACAAUCAGUGUUAACUUUUAUUUCUUCAAUUAUUAUUUUAAUUCUUUCGGCUAAUUCUAUUCUUAUACCAACUUUUAUUUGGACAUGGAUAUCAUCUAGUUUAAUUACUUUUGUAUUUUAUUUUAUUCUUGUCAUCUUGCUUACACGAUGGCUUGCUCGUGGUGGACAAUAUCCAGAAAUUCAUACAACUAAUUUAGAUGGACAAACAUUUUUAAUUACGGGUGCUGCUGGUGGAAUUGGAAAAGAAACCGCAUUUGAAUUAGCAAAACGAGGUGCUCGAGUUAUAUUAUUUGCACGAUCUACAAAGAUAAAUGAAAUUGUAAAUGAAGCAAAAAAAGUUGCUCGAUCAUCGGAUAAUGUUACUGGUUAUUCACUUGAUUUAGCUGAUUUACGAUCAAUAAAAAGUUGUGUUGAAAAAUUUAUGAAAAAUGAAAAUGAAAAUAUAAAAAUUACAGCAUUAAUUAAUAAUGCGGGAGUAAUGGCGUGUCCUUACGGAAAAACUAAAGAUGGAUUUGAAUUACAAAUGGGUACAAAUCAUUUUGGUCAUUUUUAUUUUACACAACUUCUUUUAUCUCGUCUUCGAUCAGCACGUAUUGUUAAUGUUUCUUCUGCUGCUCAUGGUAUGUGGCGUGUACCUUGUGAUGAAUUUCAUUAUAAUCAAAUGUAUAAUUCAAAUACAUAUCAUCGAUGGUCUGCUUAUUCAUUAAGUAAAACAGCAAAUAUUUUGUUUACACGUGAACUUCAACGACGUUAUUCUACAUCAUAUAAUAUUCAUGCUUAUUCAUUACAUCCUGGCACGGUCAAUACCGAAUUAGAUCGACAUUUAGGUACUUCUGAUAUUAUGCGUAAAAUAGCGACACCAAUAAGAUAUAUAUUAUUUAAAACACCAUUAGAAGGAGCACAAACAACUCUCUAUUGUGCAUUAUCAAAUAAAGCUAAACCAGGUGAAUAUCAUGUUGAGUGUCAACCAACAUCGGUUCUUCAAAAAUAUGCAGAAGAUGAUAGACUAGCUCAACAAUGGUGGGAUUAUUCAGAAAAAAUGAUCAAUGAAAAACUUAAAGAAAUUGAAAAAUAA
Molecule: messenger RNA, 1107 nt
Organism: Adineta steineri
Lineage: Eukaryota; Metazoa; Rotifera; Eurotatoria; Adinetida; Adinetidae
Source: the annotation of a GenBank genome assembly